Messenger RNA from Aspergillus sclerotioniger CBS 115572, 573 nucleotides. RefSeq lists its product as uncharacterized. The record is from RefSeq and is a predicted model, not a curated record. Lineage: Eukaryota; Fungi; Ascomycota; Eurotiomycetes; Eurotiales; Aspergillaceae. The transcript has a single exon. Bases 1 to 573 code for a protein of 190 amino acids.
AUGAUCGCUGGCACGGCGCUUGAGGACAAGGCUGCGACUCUAGAAGACUGGAGUGGCCUACUAGAGGACGCGAUGGUCUCUCGCACGUGGGAUGAUGAGGAUUUUGUGGGAACCUCUGUUGCACUUGACGAGUGCGAGACUGCGGAAGGCGAUACUUCAAGUAUUAUAAUAGAGGACGAUGUCUCUGGGUUGUGGGAGGACGAAGCUUUCAUUGAAGUCUCCGGUACAACGCUCGAGGAGGACAACGUAGCGACAUGGGAGGACUCUGCAAGUGUACUAGAGGAAGUUAUAGAGUCCGAGGCGUGUGAUGAGGACGUUUUCGUCGGAGAGAUUAAUGCUGCACUUGAGGGUGACACCGUGACUGCAGAUGAUGGGGUUAUAGUCUCGGGGAUGGGCGAUGAGGCUUCCGUGGUGCUCUCCGACAUUACCGACAAGGUACUAGGCGAGGCUGCAUUCGCAGAAGAAGAUUCAGCCGGAGUAAUUGGUUCAACCCGAGUAGAAUGGGAUGUAGAUGGUGCUGGAACCACUGCACUUGAGCUGGACAGCGGCUCGGUGGUGGUGUGUGCAGCUUGA